Drosophila pseudoobscura is the source of this 1158-nucleotide messenger RNA. Its product is annotated as thioredoxin domain-containing protein 5 homolog. Gene Ontology annotation, biological process: protein folding. The record is from RefSeq and is a predicted model, not a curated record. The transcript has 3 exons. The coding region runs from base 1 to 1158 and encodes 385 amino acids. Gene Ontology annotation, molecular function: protein disulfide isomerase activity. Gene Ontology annotation, cellular component: endoplasmic reticulum. NCBI's taxonomy places the organism in Eukaryota, Metazoa, Arthropoda, Insecta, Diptera, Drosophilidae.
AUGGCAGCUUUAAAAGACAUUAAUGUUGACGAUGAUGUUGUUGGGGACGAUGAUGAUGACGAUCCCGUGUCCGAGGCCUGUAAGCAUGACGAGGUCUUGCAGCUGAAUACCAACAAUUUUAAUCUGUUGACCCAGACUGGAAAAUUUUUCAUCAUGAUCUUUAAGCCCCCACUCAGCUACAUGGCCGAUCAGGCAAAGCUGAAAUGGGUCAAACUGGCCCGGGAACUGAACCCCAAGGGCACCAUUUGCAUUUCGGACUUGGAUUGUAGUAAAUCGAUAGAAAUCUGCCACCAUCUGCAAAUCAGACCAAGUCCGACUUUCCUGUGGUACGAGAACGGCCGCAAAGUUCGCGCCUACGAUGCCGAACCCGAUCCCGAGUUGGAGCAUUUCAAAAGCUUUGUCGAGAAAGUGAUAGCCUCGAAUGAAAUAUCGGUUGAAUCAUCGGCAUCAGGAGUAGAGGACACCGAUCACCGAACCAUCGACUGGAGCACCGACGAUUUCGAAACAUAUCUGAAGGAGAAGAAUGUCAUAGUCGAGUUCUAUGCAACGCUCUGCGAGAGCUGCAAUAGUUUAUAUAGCAUAUUGUGGAAGCUGAUGGGGAUCCAGAAUACGGCCAGCACGAGCCUGGCCAUUGGCGCCAUAAACUGCUCCAAAUAUGAGUCAUUUUGCAUCAGUAACAAUGUCACAAUGUAUCCGACUCUCCUGUACUUUGAAAAGGACGACGGAGUCGCAAAAAAAUCGUACAAUCUGAGUAGCUUUAUGUCCGAAAAAACCACCGAAAAAUCAGUCGUGAUAAAGGAAGAUGCCCCCCAGAAUUGUGCUCCUGGGCAAGUCUUUACAUUGACCGACAAAAGUUUCGAUUCAAGCAUCAAAAGUAUGAAAUCCUUUGUGAAGUUCUUUCAACCCAGCUGCCCAUUCUGUACCGCCAUGAAACAGGUGUGGAUUGAUCUGGCCAGCGAGCUGAGAAAUGUGACGGCUGUUUGCAUUGCGGAGCUCGAUUGUACGGAUUUCAAAGCCAUAUGCAAGAGGUAUCACAUUACCGCCGUACCAAAGUUGGUAUGGAUUGACAGUAACGCCUUUCGUGUCUAUAACGGCGGUGGAAAGCCCCUGUUCAUUGAACAGCAAUCUCCACUGUAUGAAGACAAGCGCAAAAGCUAA